Dictyostelium discoideum AX4 is the source of this 3297-nucleotide messenger RNA. RefSeq lists its product as hypothetical. NCBI's taxonomy places the organism in Eukaryota, Evosea, Eumycetozoa, Dictyosteliales, Dictyosteliaceae. The record is from RefSeq and is a predicted model, not a curated record. Bases 1 to 3297 code for a protein of 1098 amino acids. The transcript has a single exon.
AUGUUAUCUACAGAAAUAUUAUUUUGGAAAGUUAUAAGAAAUAAAUAUUUAUUUAGGAAAAUAUUUGAAAAAAUUGAAAACGAGUUAUAUUAUACAGAUUAUCAAAAGUAUCAUGUUUUAAAUAGAAUCAAAUUUAAGAAUAUUCAUUCAUUCGAUUGGAUGAUAAAACAAAAGUUGUACUCAUUAAUAAAGAGUAAAAUCAAGUUUAAUGAUAUUAUUCAUUUUGAACCAACAUCAAUUACAAAUUUUUUCUUAAUAACAUCAACAUCAACAACAAGUACAACUAUAACUACAACUUCAUUUGAAAAAGAGAUUGAAAAUGAAAAUCAAAUUAAAAUCUUUAAACAAUUAUUAAAAUUAUUAAUGAAUUAUAGAAGAGGUGAAUUUGAAAUUAAAGAUUUAAUAGAGACAUCAAUUGCAACUAGUAAUCCACAUGCUAUUGAAUUAUUUAUAUGUACAAAGAAUAAUUAUCAAUUAUCAUUGACAUCAAGACAAUUUAGAUAUAUUAUAUUUAAUGAUAGUUUUUCAAUUGAACUUAUAAAAUCAUUAUUUAAACAACAAACUAAACAACAAUUAGAAGAGAAUCAAUUAGAUAGUUUUAAUUUUGAAAAGAAUUAUUAUAAUAAUAACAACAAUAACAAUAACAAUAACAAUAACAAUAAUAAUAAUAAUAAUGGUGAUGAUUAUUAUUGGUUAAAAGAAUUAAAAAAAUUCAUUCUUUUAACUUCAAUUUAUUCAUCUAAUAGUAGUUUUAGUGAUAAUAUUAAAAAGGAAUUCCAAAAAUUUUACAAUCACUAUUUAGAAAUUUAUGAUGAACCAAUUGAAGAAUUAAACCAAGAUUUUGAUUUAAUUUAUAGAUAUUCAAUAAAAAGAUAUAGUUUAAAAUCAUUAAAAUUCUUAAUUAAAAAUAAUUAUUUUGAAUCACAAAUUUUAGAUAAAAAAAGAAAAUUACAACAACAUAAACAAGGAAAUAAUAAUAGUAAUUAUAGUAUUAAUAGUAUUAAUAAUAAUAAUAAUAAUAAUAUUAGUAGUGGAACAAAAAUUAUAGCACCAAUAGAAUUUAUACAUAAUAAUCCAGAUCAAGUGAUUGAAUUUAUUAAAUUAUAUUAUUCUGUUGGAAUAAACCCAGACUUUCCACCAUUCGAUUUCAUUGAAACAUUUCGUUCAAUAUUAUUUAAUGAUAAUGCAUCAACUCUAUAUAAUAGGUUAGUUAAAUCAAUACCAGACCCUGAAAUAAAUAUUGCUCAACUUCCACUUGAAUUUCAUCCAGUAUUACCAUACCUAUUUAUAACAAAAAAAAGUUCACCUUCCUUACAUUUUAAUAAUAAUAAUAAUAAUAAUAAUAAUAAUAAUAAUAAUAAUAAUAAUAAUAAUAAUAAUAAUAAUAAUAAUAAUAAUAAUAAUAAUUUGACAAUGAUGAUAUUAAAUAAAGAAACCAUCGAUUGGAUUUCAAAUACAAUAAAGAAAAGUAAAAGUAAUUUAAGUUUUAUUAAAUCAAAAUUAUAUGAUGCAUUGAAAGAUGGUAAUUUAAAAUUUAAAUCAAUUCAAAUGGCAAAGUAUGCAUUCGAUUUAUUGGUACCAAUAGAUUUUGAAAAAUCAAAAAUGCAAAGAUUUUUUUAUUCUGCAGUUAUAAAUGUUAAUUCCCAACUAUUAGAGAAUUCAAUAUUAUUACUUGGUAAUCAUAGUUUUAGUUUCGAUAUCGAAACUAUUAAAUUACCAUCACUUCAAUAUCAAACAUUAAAUGAAAUUAUAACAAUGAUCAACUAUUUUUAUAAUUAUACUAAUAGUAAUAAUAAUAAUAAUAAUAAUAAUAAUAAUAAUAUUAAUAAUAAUAAUAGCAAUAGUAAUAGUAAUAAUAAUAAUAGUAGUGGUAAUAAUGAAUUAAUAUUAAAUGAAAAUGAAAUUCAAUCAUUAUUAUUACAUUUAUUAAAAGAGAUAACAAUUAUUAAACCAGAUUAUUAUUGUUUAGAUAAAAUUGGGUUCAAAUUUUCAAAAUUUAAAAAUGCUACAAUGAAAUUAGUAUAUCAUUCAAUUAAGGAAUUAAAUGAAUGGGCAUUGAAAUGGAUUUUAUAUAGUGAUUUUGAUAUAAAUGAAUGUGAUGCACAUCUAAUUUAUAAUGAUGAUUUUCAUUCCAAUGUCUUUGACAUUAAAACAGGUACAAUUGAAUAUUUAUCAACAACAACAACAACAACAACAAUAAAAAAUUUUAGUUUUACUAUUGAAGAUAUUAUAGAAUCAAUUAAUUAUUGGUUAAAUGAAAUUAAGAAACAAAAACGAAAUUAUCAAAUUGAAAAACAAAAACAAAAACAAAAAAGAUUCUUUAUAAUAAUUUUAAAUGAACUUUAUAAAAUGUUAAUAUCAAUGAAGGCAAUGACAAAGGAUAUUCUAUUAUCGGUCCAUAAUUUAUUUAAUGAGAAUCAAAUUGAUAUUGAAAAUCAACUUUUAUUAGAAGAAACAAAAGAAUCAAUGUUUAUCACUUUAUUUAGACAUUUAUCAAUUAUUGAUAAUAGAUAUAUUUCAUUCAUAAUGACAAUUUUAAAAGGUACCGAUGAAUAUUUUUAUAUUUUAGAAUGUUUAAAACAUCAAACAAUCACUGUAUCAACAAUAUGUAAUUUAUCAUUUGAUGAGAUUUUAAGUAGAUUAAGAUCAUCUUUAUUGAAAUAUGAAGAAUCAAUAUUACCAAACACAACUUUUUAUAAUAUUUUAACUCCAUUAUUACUGGAUUAUUGUUUAUCUUACUAUUUAAAUAUAAAAAGGGUUGAUUUAUUUUUCAAAGAGUUGGAUGAAAUAAAGAAAUUUCUUUUUCAAAAUGAAAAAACUAGAAAAAGAAUUAAUAAUUCUACAUUUUCAAGGGCAAUAAGAAACGCAACCAAUAUUCUCAAUGAAGAGGAGAUAGAUAAUCUCAUCAGUAUUUUACCAAAUAAUGCCAAUCAUUUUCAAUCUAUUUUUAUUUCUUCAGUUUCACAAAAUAAUUUUCAAAUUGUUAAACAUAUCCUUAAAAAUUAUAAUGAUAGGGAACUAUUUCCAGAUUCUGAUUCUCCAUUAUUGAAAACUGUUUUUAGAGAAAAUAACUUGGAAAUGUCAAAAAUUUUAUUAAAUCAUUUAAAAUAUAGAUUUACAAACAAUUCUAAAGAUUCACUUUUCACAGAGUCGUUCAAUAAUGGAUUUUUAAAACUUUGUGAAUUAUUGGUUCAAUCAUUUCCAGAUUAUAAUUUUAAAAUUUCAGAUUCAAUGAUAAAAGAUAUAAAAUUAAAAGGAUAUAAUCAUAUGUUUUUUUCUUUAAUUAUUAAAUAUUAA